Nematolebias whitei (Rio pearlfish) is the source of this 1238-nucleotide messenger RNA. RefSeq names its product pseudouridine synthase 10 (gene pus10). The record is from RefSeq and is a predicted model, not a curated record. Gene Ontology annotation, molecular function: pseudouridine synthase activity. The coding region runs from base 69 to 1238 and encodes 389 amino acids. The transcript is spliced from 14 exons. Lineage: Eukaryota; Metazoa; Chordata; Actinopteri; Cyprinodontiformes; Rivulidae. Gene Ontology annotation, biological process: tRNA pseudouridine synthesis.
CUCCGAUGAUUCGUGUUGAGUUUGUAAUUUAAUUUUUGCAACGUAAACCCCUUAAGAAGCCUGCUGCCAUGCUGCCUCUGAAGGACACGGAUAAACCCAUCGUCCAGAAGCUGCUGUCAGCCGGCUGCUGCGCACGCUGCGUCCUCAGGUUCUGCUGCGUGAGCGUCCAGGCCCCGUACCGACAGCCGCCGCAGGAGACACUGGAACUACUUCGAGCGUUUAUUGGACAAAAGCAUGAUGGCAAGGUGCAGAAUUCCUCCACCGCUGACGACUCGUCACAUGAUGCAGCUGGAGAGCCACCCAGUAAAAGAGCUAAACUGGAUCCCAGUGAGGCGGCUGCAGACUCACAGGGACACGCUUGUGUGUGUGUGGUGUGUCUGGGUGUCCUGCAGGGUCUGUGUGGGGCUGAACAGGCAGCAAAGGUGGCAGAGGCAGUGAGGGAAGGAAACUAUGACUUUGACACGCUGCUGUUGUCCGUCUCUCUUCCUGCGCAGCUCUGCGUGCGUGAGCACUCCUGUUGGCUCCACGUGAAGAAGGAAGUGAGAGACAAAGGUCUGGCGCUCACUAAGGAUGAUGUCAUCCAGGUGAAGGAGGCCUUCAAGUGGACCAUGCAGGGUUUGAUAGCCAAAGAGCUGGGAGGCGUCGCUGUGGUUACCAAAAGCUCGUUUGAGGUCGGAGUGGAGUUCACCCACCCAGAGACUGACUCCGACUGCCACUUUCUAGGUUCGUCCUGCCCCGACUGCUUCAAACCCACCAAGAACAAACAGUCUGUGUUCACCCGCAUGGCUGUGGUCAAAGCUCUGGAAAAGAUUUCUGACGCCAGCUUCCUGGAACUCUACCCUUGUCCUCCGACUCGUGCGAGCAGCAGCUGCGUCCCUCAGGAUGUGCAGUGCCUCCACGCCUCUGUUUUUGUUGCAGGGAGGUACAACAAGUUCUGCCGCAGCCUGCCUCAGACUCCCUGGCUGAUCGACGGAGAGAGAAGGAUGGAGUCGUCGGUGGAGGAGCUGAUCGCAGCGCCCGUCCUGUCCGUCUUCAGAGCGGACGGAUUCAAUUUCUCUUCAUCAGGUAGAGAAGACGUGGAUGUUCGAACUCUUGGAAACGGUCGUCCUUUUGCCAUGGAGCUGCUGAAUCCUCACAGAUCCAGGUUCAGCGAAGUGGAGAUGAAGCAGCUGCAGGAGACCAUAAACAAGUCUUCAGACAAAAUCCGAGUUAGAGACCUGCAGAUUGUAAACAGGUGA